Molecule: messenger RNA, 1080 nt
Organism: Leptopilina heterotoma
Lineage: Eukaryota; Metazoa; Arthropoda; Insecta; Hymenoptera; Figitidae
Source: RefSeq, a predicted model, not a curated record
UUGUCUCUGGCGUUGGAGUAGACGUGGCUUAUCAUGGACAUGUCAUGGGGUUUUACGUUACGGGAGCAUCAGUUGUGAUAUUUUUGCUUGAAGUCACGUGGGCAAUUACAAUGUUUUUACAAAUUAUUGUCAAAAACGACGAGUCCCUUUGUUGGAAUUGCUGGGCGAGCGUUCUGAUGAUAACGAGGGGCUGGCGAAGGUCUUUGUUUUACCUCCCCGUGUCCUGCAUUUUGGCUUGGAAACCAUACAGACUUUGGCUCUCUUUUGUUGCCGCUGGACUUUUGGCUGUAUUAUCUCUAGCAUACAUUGCAACAAGUGCAAUAGAUCAUCGAAGUCCUGAUCGAACAAGUACAGGAAUUGAUCAAUUGGGCGAAAGUCUUUUACACACGAGACCAGAAUGCUACGAUCAUUUCGAAGACGUUUUAGUGACAGAAGUCUUGGACGAUGUUUCGGGUUCACAAGGUCGAUACAUUGACAGUGAUGGGGAAAUAUGACAAGAGAGACAGUCUUCGUGGGCCAGCGAGACCGACGAAGACAGUGAACCAGAACAAAGGAUUUGCCAAAUUGCCACAUUAUCCUAAUUUUUUUUACAGUAAAAAUAUUUUCCAAAAAAAAAAAAUUCUAUCGCCAAAAAAUUUUUUUCUUAUUCUUAUUUAUUUAAAUUUAUUUAAUGAAAUUAUGAAAAAAAAAUCAAAAAGAAAAUUAUUCUACUCUUGCAAAAUUACAUAUUACAAUUAGAAAAUAAUAUAAUUUCUUAAUAAUACAUAAUUUAUUGUUUUUUCUUUCAAUAAAAAAAAUUCUAAUGUAUUAUUUAAUUAAUUAAAAAAAAAUUUGUGUGAUUUUCUAGUGCCAAGAAAAAGAAAAUUAUAUAAAUGUAUAAAUACUGAUGUAAAUAUUUCUAGAGAAGAGUGUAUGGUUUUUUUAUGUACUUAAAAAAGUCUAAAAUUAAAAAUAUAAAAUAAUAUAAAAUAUAGUGAUGAUGUGCUAAUUGUAAAAUAAUUAUUACGCUAAAUUUUAUUGAGCAUCGAUGGAUUAUUAUUAAUACUAAAAUUAUUAUAAUUAUUAUUAUUAUUUAUAAUG